CCGAAUUUUCAGAAUGUCGUCGUUUCGGCAGUUUGUCUGGGAUCCAGUGCUCCUCGUCAGUCAAAUGACGUGUCUUCAGACAUUUUUCUACGCUACUCAAACUUCAGUAAUGCUGUUCUGCAGCUUUUUCGGCUACGAACCUCUCAUUUCCUCUAUUUUCUCAAUACAGACACAACGAUCAAUGGCAUUAAUUCAAUUAGUUUCCGCCGUCGGAGUCUCAUUCGCACUGUCGCAUUUAGUGCAACGUGCGAAACAAUGCCUGGAUUUUGCCUGUACAGUGCACUUUUUCCAUUUAAUAUUUACCACUAUUUACAACCAUGCUCUUCCAACCCAAUUUACAUGGUGGAUUCUUCAAGUAAUAUCGACAACAGUUUGCACGGUUCUUGGAGAAUAUCUGUGCAUGCGAAUCGAAUCGCAGGAAAUAAAAUUGGAAGGUGGUCCUUCUCGCUACGAUCUUUAAUAUAAUCAGAGAAGCAUAUUUAAAUUAUUCAGCUCAUUUUGCGGGUGUUUGAUUCGAUUAUUAAAUAGACAGUUCCUGUAAAUUAUCAAUUAAUUCGGUGUAAAUAAACUGAUGUUUCUUCUUCUUUCUUCUCUUGUAAAUUAGGAGCAUGAGAAAGUCAGAAGAAAGUAAAUAAUAAAGAUUUUAUGAAUAAAAU
Molecule: messenger RNA, 656 nt
Organism: Caenorhabditis elegans
Lineage: Eukaryota; Metazoa; Nematoda; Chromadorea; Rhabditida; Rhabditidae
Gene: T03F1.12
Product: Protein SYS1 homolog
Exons: 3
Coding region: 14-460 (148 amino acids)
Cellular component (GO): Golgi membrane; cytosol
Source: RefSeq, marked reviewed